Molecule: messenger RNA, 1983 nt
Organism: Funneliformis geosporum
Lineage: Eukaryota; Fungi; Glomeromycota; Glomeromycetes; Glomerales; Glomeraceae
Source: the annotation of a GenBank genome assembly
AUGAAAUCUUUGAAAUUCUUGCAACUUAAAAACCGGAACCCUGGUGGUCGCCAAACAAGAAAUAGCUUCGCCUUUUUUCGUACACAGGAUGAAGGUAUAUCAAAUGUUAACAUACCACCUUCAUUAAGGGAACCAAAAUUGGAUUCAAAAAGAGAAUCAAAACGUGAAUCGAAAUUAGAAGCAAAGCGUUUACAACAAUUACAACGUGAACAAGAUGCCGCUAAUCGAAGUAACCAAAGGCAAUCGGUGGCACAAAAUGUACGCUCUUCAGCCGUCGAACCUAUAACCAUCACUACCUUAAGGGAAGAAAUACAACAACGUGAGGCCGCCUUAAAAACCUUGGAAAAUAGGAUAAAGGGUAUGGAAUCAGAGAAAGAAAAGGUCAUACAUGAUUUAAAUCAAGUACAAUUACAGCUAAAGGAUCGUGGUCAAGAGGUCAAGGACCUAAGAUCUUCAUUAUUAGAACGUGAUCACACUACCGGACAAUUAAAUGAUACUCUAAGUAAAUUUAAAAAGGAAAAGAUUAAUUUACAAAUUGAACUUGAUAGAACAAAAUCUGAAUUAAAGGUUCGUGAAGGGGAAAUAAGGGAAUUAAAUUUCUCCCUAUUGGAAUGUGCUCAUGAUUUACAAUCUACGAAAACGGAUCUGGCUGCAACCAUAAGUGAAAGUGAUAUAGCCAUAGAAGAAUUACAAAUACAAUUAAAAGAACGUGAACAACUCGUUCGUAAUCAUGCCGUUCAGAUAAAAUCUUUAAAACGAAAUUUGGAAGCUACCAAGCAAGAUCUUACUAACGCACAAAAUGAACUAUCGGCUGCUCAAUCCAUGUGUAGUGCCGAAAUUGAAGCCGCUCAAGCGAUGUGUUCUGCUGAACUUGAAGCCACAAAGGCAAAAUCUUUAGCCGAAAUCGGCGUGAUAAGAGCAAAAUAUGCUGCGGAACUUCAUGCCACAAAAGAAGAACAUGCUGAUGAAUUAGAGGCUACAAAGGCUCAACUUUCCUUUUUUAAAUCUCAAUUGGAUUCAACUAAAGCUCAGCUUUCUUUUACAAAAUCAAAACUUGAAUGGGCAAAAGCUGACCUCUCUUCGAUCAAAGGUUUACUUGAUACUACAAAAUCUGAUCUUGCCGCUACAAGUAAUAAAUAUAAACGUCAAACCGCCGAUUUGAAAUCAACAAGAUCGGAACUUGACGAAAGCAUUGAAAUGGUUGCUCAAAGAGAUGGUAUAACUUCCUACAUAAUACAGGUUUAUCAAGAAGAUAUCAAAUGCGAAAAAGAACGCCUCGGCGCCGAGCUUGACGAUACCAAAGAGCAACUUAAUAAAAUUAAAGCCACGCAUGAGAAAGAAAAGAAGGCUAAUGCCAAAACUAUUAAACAACUCACAAGUCAAGUUCAAAAUUUAACAAAUCAACAAGGUACAAAAUCGGAAAUUGUACAAGAGAAAGCCAAAUUAUAUCAGUUAGAAGGAGAAAAUAACAAAUUACGUAAACAACUUGAACAAACGAAAUCGCAAGCUUCAGAACAUUUAUUAAUGAAAGAAGAGAUCGCUCGAUUACAUUCACAAGUUAUACAAUUAAAGAAUUUGUCAAAGAAACGAAACAGCAUCGCACAAUUAUAUGAAACACCCAAACACUUUGCGGCACCAUCAACACCACCAGAAUCACCAUGCAAUUCAUUCCCCAACAAUGAUUUAUUUGCUGAUUUGAGACAAGAAACUAAAGUAAUGCAAAAUUCCAGCGAAGAACACCAAAUUAAUAGUUGUACAGUAACUGAUGAUUGGGUCACUGUAAAGAAAAGAAAUAGUAAUAAGCGAUCAUCAAAAGGUUCACUUCGCAGUAAUAAAUCAUCGCCUAGCCGUGGAGGACGAAGGAUAUUACAUACGUUGAAUUUCAGUUAUGGUAAUAGAAUCAUGAAAAAUCAACCUUUCUACUUCCUUUCACUCGGCGAUAUUGGACCCACUUACAAAGAAAUGAAUUGCGCUUCGAUUUAA